GCGCGGUUUCUGGAGCGGAUUGGAUCCCGGACUCAGGAUUUCAGUAAAUGUGUAGGAGACUAGGAACCAGGGCGACAGGAUGGCUGAUGAGCAGACGUCAGAUGACUACAUCUGGUGUGAGGACUGUGGGCAGUACCAUAACUCGGAGUGUCCUGAGCUGGGUCCGGUCGUCACGGUGAAGGAUUCGUUUGUGCUGAGCCGGGCACGGUCGUCUCUGCCGAGCAGUCUGGAGAUCCGUCAGGCCGAGGAAGGAACCGAGGGAGUGUUUGUUCUCCAGCGGCUCGUCAAGAGAACUCGCUUCGGACCCUUCGAGGCCAAAAGGGUCCCUAACCUGAACACCGAGGGGCCGUUUCCUUUAAAGAUCUUCCAGAAAGACGGCUCGGUGGUCUGUUUCGACACGUCUAAUGAAGACGACUGUAACUGGAUGAUGAUGGUCAGACCUGCGACCGACCACAAGCACCAGAACCUAACGGCCUACCAGCAGGACGACGAGCUUUACUUCAACACGUCCCAGGAUGUUCUGCCGGGUUCGGAGCUCAGAGUUUGGUACGGAGCUUUUUAUGCUAAAAAGAUGGAGAAGCCUGUGCUGAAACCACCCGUACUUCCACCACCAGCAGGAAUGGUGUCCGGAAAGCCAGGCCUCCCUCAGGAGAUGACUGGAGUAACAGCGCCCCCUGUAGCCAAAGUGAAAGAUGGCGACCAGCUGUUCAGCCCCAUGCCGCCCCCAGCCCCACCCUGCACACCCUCACCUGUCCUGCAGGUGGCAGCAGUGGUGUCCCUGGACCACAACGCCAACGGCAGCACCACACCUACCACACCUGCCACGGCUGAGCCCAAAAGGAGACCAAACAGGCAGCGCAAGUUCAGAGCUCAGAGGUCAGGAGACAGUGGGACACCUGAGGUCAUUAAAGACCCCCCAGUUUCUGAGGCAGUCGAGCAGCCCCUCGUCUCUCUGACCCCGGAGCCGACCCUGCCGGUGCUGGACGUCCAGGAUUUCAUGGGUGACGGAGACGGUCUGCAGGUCAAACUGACCAAAACCACGCGCUGCCUCCUGCCCCUCGCAAAGUCCGGGAUGAGGAAGCGGUUCCUGAGGCCGAGUGGAGACCAUAAGCGGGUUUAUCAGUGUGGCCUCUGCAGCAAAUUGUUUCAGAACAGCAGCAACCUCAACCGGCACAUCCGUUCUCACGGUGCUAAGCUGUUUAAAUGUGACGAGUGUGAUAAGAUGUUCAGCCGUAAAGAGAGUCUGAAGCAGCACAUCUCUUACAAACACAGCAAGAACGAGCCUGAUGUGGAGUACAGGUAUAAGUGCACUACGUGUGAAAAGUCCUUCCGGGUCGAGAACGCCUUGAAAUUUCACAACUGCCGCACAGAUGAUAAGACGUUUCAGUGUGAGAUCUGCUCGCGGUUCUUCUCCACCAACAGUAACCUGUCCAAACACAAGAAGAAACACGGAGAGAAGCUGUACGCCUGCGAGAUCUGCAACAAGAUGUUCUACAGAAAAGACGUCAUGCAGGACCACCAGAGGCGCCACGUGAUGGGCUCGAAGAGUAUGAAGAGAGAGGAGCUGGAGGCUAACGGAGAGGAGGCCACCAAAUACAGGAAAGAGCCCUCAGCCUGUCCCAUCUGCGGCAAGGUGUUCUCCUGUCGCAGUAACAUGAACAAGCACCUGCUGACUCACGGCGAUAAGAAGUACACCUGCGAAAUAUGCGGCCGCAAGUUCUUCAGAGUGGACGUCCUGAGAGACCACAUCCACGUCCACUUCAAGGACAUCGCGCUGAUGGACGAGCAGGAGCGAGAGAACUUCAUUAAGAAGAUCGGAAUCUCGAUGGAGGACAGUGAGGGAAACUCUGACGAGGAGGACGAGAAGGACGACCCGGAACAUCACAAAUACAGCUGCAAAAAGUGCCAGGUGACCUUUGCUAAAGGCCGAGAUUACCUGAAGCACAUAAUGGAAAUGCAUAAAGAGCGAGGUUACGGCUGUGUUAUCUGCAAUCGCCGCUUCGCCCUGAAAGCCACCUACAACGCUCACCUCGUCAUCCACCGCGAGCAGCUCCCCGACCCGGCCGUGCAGAGGUAUAUCCAUCCGUGUGAAAUGUGUGGCCGCAUCUUCAACAGCAUCGGCAACCUGGAAAGACACAAAAUCAUCCACACAGGUGUGAAGAGCCACAGCUGUGAGCAGUGCGGGAAAUCCUUUGCGAGGAAGGACAUGCUGAAGGAGCACCUCAGAGUCCACGACAACAUCCGAGACUUCCUGUGUGCCGAGUGUGGGAAAGGUAUGAAGACGAAGCACGCGCUGAGGCACCACAUGAAGCUCCAUAAGGGCAUCAAAGAGUACGAGUGCAAGGAGUGCAACCGCAAGUUUGCACAGAAAGUCAACAUGCUGAAACACUACAAGAGACACACAGGUGUGAAGGACUUCAUGUGUGAGCUGUGUGGAAAAACCUUCAGUGAGAGAAACACCAUGGAAACACACAAACUCAUUCAUACAGUGGGGAAGACGUGGUCGUGCUCGGUGUGCGAUAAGAAGUACGUGACGGAGUACAUGCUGCAGAAACACGUUCAGCUCACUCACGAGAAGGUGGAGGCUCAGAACUGCCAUCUGUGCGGAACCAAAGUCUCCACUCGCGCAUCCAUGAACCGCCACAUACGCAGAAAACACCCUGAGGUGAUGGCGGUGAGGGUGGAGGAGUUUGAAGAUCUGCAGGAACCUGCAACCAUCGACGCCUCCUCCAUCAGCAUAGUACAGCCGUCUCUGCCACUGGAGAAAGGCCCCCUCCCAGCAGACAAAGCCCACCGGAACUCCAGCCCCGCUAAGAAACGGCAAAAGCUGCAGCAGGUGGAGACGGAGCUCUCUGACUCAAACGAGUACGCCGAAUACACCAACAAAACCACCUUCACAACCGCAGUGGGAGACGAGACCAACUCCGCCGUGCAGAGCAUUCAACAGGUGGUGGUAUUGGCAGAGCCCAGCACCGCCUCUGCUGUGUCCCCGUCCAGCUCAGUGAGUCUGACUAACAUCACAGUGACCCCUAUAAACACACCCGCCCCCACACAGUUCACCAGCCUGCAGCCCGUCGCCGUGGGACACCUGGCGCCUAGCGACCGACCUUUGACCCUGGACAGCUCCAUCCUGACCGUGACGUUUGACACGGUCAGCGGUUCUACCAUGCUACACAACCGGCCUUCGGAGCUGCAGGGGGAGGCAGGGGCGGGCCCUGCGGCCCCCCAGUCUGUCGCUCACUUCAUCAACCUCACCACCUUCGUCAACCCCAUAACGCACCCCAUGGAGCAGCCUGCGUUAGCCUGGAGGCCCGUUACCCCCGGCGACGGGACUCACGUGGCAGCCACCAUGGACGGAACCCAGCCGGACCCCCAGGACCCCCAGCCCCAGGCGGCCACUCCGCAGCAGCUGCCCCAGCAGGCACAGCCCCCUCCAGAGCAAAGCCAUCAAAUCCAGCCCCCGGCUUCAGGACCUCCACAGCAAGCCUCUACAGCACCGCAGAUGUUCAGCUACUGAACCAUGAGGAUCAUCUAAAGCUGUGGUCACCAAUCCUGGAGUAACUCUGUCCUGCAUGUUUUAAUAUAUUACUGCUCUAAUAAAGCUAAUCUGGCCACCCACGUCCAUAGCUACUGUUGUGAGGCUGGACAAGCUUUACAGAAUGCUGAUAAAAACCUAAUGA
Colossoma macropomum (tambaqui) is the source of this 3680-nucleotide messenger RNA. RefSeq names its product PR domain containing 15 (gene prdm15). Gene Ontology annotation, cellular component: nucleus. Bases 80 to 3517 code for a protein of 1145 amino acids. The record is from RefSeq and is a predicted model, not a curated record. Gene Ontology annotation, molecular function: protein binding. The transcript has 25 exons. NCBI's taxonomy places the organism in Eukaryota, Metazoa, Chordata, Actinopteri, Characiformes, Serrasalmidae.